UUAGAAGCUAACAGUAGGAUCUAAUCAGUGUCUCUUGUAACCAACCACAAAGGAGGAAGAAGGAAGCAUCUCUCUCUCUCUCUCUCUCUCUCUCUCUCUCUCUCUCUGUAUCGAUCAUGGCUGCUGCGACAUCUUCCUCUGCUUUCCUCCUUAAUCCGUUGACUUCUCGCCACCGUCCUCUCAAAUACUCCCCUGAGCUCUCUUCUCUCUCCUUAUCCUCUAGAAAGGCGGCUGCUUUCGAUGUUCUCCCGGCUCCUCUCUCCCUCAAGAGACAGAGGUGUAGUAGCGGUGUUGUGUGCAAGGCUGUGUCCGUCAAGCCCGAAGCUGGGGUUGAAGGUCUCAAUAUCGCCGAGAACGCCGCUCAGCUUAUUGGGAAAACUCCAAUGGUGUACUUGAACAAUAUAGUUAAAGGUUGUGUUGCAAGUGUUGCUGCUAAGCUUGAGAUCAUGGAGCCUUGUUGCAGUGUCAAGGAUAGGAUUGGGUAUAGUAUGAUUACAGAUGCUGAGGAAAAAGGACUUAUCACACCUGGAAAGAGUGUUCUUGUGGAAUCUACAAGUGGAAACACAGGGAUUGGACUUGCGUUUAUUGCUGCUUCAAAAGGGUAUAAGCUUAUUUUAACUAUGCCAGCGUCCAUGAGUUUGGAAAGAAGGGUUCUUUUGAGGGCGUUUGGAGCUGAGCUUGUGUUGACUGAACCUGCAAAGGGUAUGACUGGAGCUAUUCAGAAGGCUGAAGAGAUCUUGAAGAACACUCCUGACUCAUACAUGCUCCAACAGUUUGACAACCCAGCCAAUCCCAAGAUUCAUUACGAGACUACUGGUCCUGAGAUUUGGGAAGAUACAAGAGGCAAGGUGGAUAUAUUGGUUGCGGGAAUUGGAACUGGUGGAACCAUCACUGGUGUUGGCCGGUACAUUAAAGAAAGGAAACCUGAACUGAAGGUCAUUGGUGUUGAACCCACGGAAAGUGCUAUACUUUCUGGAGGAAAACCUGGACCUCACAAGAUUCAAGGGAUUGGAGCUGGAUUUAUUCCUAAGAAUUUGGAUCAGACUGUUGUAGAUGAAUACAUAGCGAUUUCGAGUGAGGAAGCUAUUGAAUUUGCAAAGCAACUAGCUCUCCAAGAAGGCUUGUUGGUUGGUAUAUCUUCUGGAGCUGCUGCUGCUGCUGCAAUCCAGGUCGCAGAGAGACCUGAAAAUGCCGGGAAACUCAUAGCUGUUGUGUUCCCGAGCUUUGGGGAACGUUACCUCUCGACCCUGCUUUUUCAGUCUAUCCGUGAUGAGUGCGAGAAUAUGCAGCCUGAGCUUUGAAUCUCUCCUCUGUAAUUUCUUGACCAACAAGGAACCUCUUCUUUCAUUUCUUUCUAGUUUCUUCUGAAAGACGUCUCAGCAGAAUCUCUCCGUUUACUGUAUAUUUUUGCAUUUUGCAAUGUGAAAUGUGCAACGCAAUUGGUGUUUUAUUAAUAAAUGCAAAAGCCAUAACUGUCC
Brassica oleracea var. oleracea is the source of this 1478-nucleotide messenger RNA. Its product is annotated as cysteine synthase, chloroplastic/chromoplastic. NCBI's taxonomy places the organism in Eukaryota, Viridiplantae, Streptophyta, Magnoliopsida, Brassicales, Brassicaceae. Bases 117 to 1301 code for a protein of 394 amino acids. Gene Ontology annotation, biological process: pollen tube growth; double fertilization forming a zygote and endosperm. Gene Ontology annotation, molecular function: cysteine synthase activity. The record is from RefSeq and is a predicted model, not a curated record. The transcript has 10 exons. Gene Ontology annotation, cellular component: cytoplasm.